AUGGAGCCCGCCCAGGAAGUCGAAUCGCCAAAACACCACAAAGAAGGAGGGUUGGUUGAGGGCAUGGAGGUUUCCGAGGACGUUGGCUACGGCCACCAGGUGACAAGAGAUUGGUCUGCCGCCGAGGAGAAGAAGGUUGUUCGAAAGCUCGAUUGCAUCCUGAUGCCGCUCCUAGUGGCCGGCUUCUUUGCCUUACAACUGGAUCGAAGCAACAUCUCCAAUGCCCUGACCUCUACAUUCCGCGAAGAUCUCCACAUGACCACUACAGAGGCCAGCGGAGGCAAUCAAUUACAGAUUGCGGGUAUCAUAAUUGCAGAGAUACCAGCAAAUCUGCUGCUGCAAAAGUUUGGCGCAUCUACAUGGCUGACAGCGCAGUGUGUGCUAUGGGGAUUGGUCGGAGUCUUUCAAGCCUUUAUCACAAACAAGAGUUCGUUUUAUGCGACACGGUUUCUUUUGGGCAUCUUCGAGGCAGGGUAUAUCCCCGGUUGUCAGCUUCUAUUGAGCCUGUUUUACAAGCGUGAAGAACUGGCACUCAGGACUGCCAUUUUCUAUUUUGGCAAUUAUUUCUCUGCCGGUACGGGAUCCCUUAUUGCUUCGGGCGUUUUGCAAAUGGCUGGCGCCCACGGAUUAUCGGGUUGGCAGUGGUUAUUCCUCAUCGACGGGUCUUGCACUAUUGUCAUGGCCAUUGUCUUUUUCAUGUUGCUUCCAGCAUCGCCCCUGCAGACCUUGCCGUUAUGUCGCAUCCAACAGCUGAACCUCUUCUCCGAGUCUGAACGCCGCUUGAUGCACAACAGAAUCAUAUUGAACGAUCCGGAAAAGAAAACGUCUUUCAAGAAUAUCAAGAUACGCGAUGUCAUGAUGGCACUUUGCAACUUUCAGCUGUGGGGUCACUUUGCCAUCAAUCUCUUGUCGCUGACUCCCAAGGGUGGGCUUGCACUAUAUUCGCCGACCAUCAUCAAGGCGCUCAACUUUUCCACGACGCAUGCCAAUGCGCUAUCUUCAAUUAGCAACUAUGGCGUCUGUGUAUUAUCCUUUAUUGUUUCUUGGGUGUCGGACCGCCAAAAGCAGCGUGGCGUCUGGUGCAUCAUUGCGUGUGCAUGGUCCAUGAUAUUCGCAGGCGUUCUGUUUGGGCUUCCCAUCAAUGCGGAUCAUUGGACGACCUUUGCCAUAUUCACACUUUUGAACUGUGGAAAUGGCAUCAGUCAGAGUCUCAAUGAUGCUUGGCUCAACUCCAAUGCUGUAACCCAUCUGGAUCGAAGCAUUGGUCUUGCCAUGGCAGUGAUUGGUUCUAACCUGGGUGGAUUGGCAGGGCAGCAGUUGUUUCAAGAUAAUGACGCUCCUCGCUACUCCCAUGCCUGGGUUGCCAUCCUAUGCAUUUACUCAGCGUCCAUACUCAUGACGCUUCUGCAAAUGGGCUAUUAUGCAUGGCUGAACAGGAAGAUUGCUCGAAAGGAGGCGGAAACGCCGUCAGAGGCAAAUGUAGCUGGGCAAGAACCAGAACUACGCCAGCGAAAAUUCGAGCUAUAA
Pestalotiopsis fici W106-1 is the source of this 1527-nucleotide messenger RNA. RefSeq lists its product as uncharacterized. The transcript has 3 exons. The record is from RefSeq and is a predicted model, not a curated record. Gene Ontology annotation, molecular function: transmembrane transporter activity. NCBI's taxonomy places the organism in Eukaryota, Fungi, Ascomycota, Sordariomycetes, Amphisphaeriales, Sporocadaceae. Gene Ontology annotation, biological process: transmembrane transport. Gene Ontology annotation, cellular component: membrane. The coding region runs from base 1 to 1527 and encodes 508 amino acids.